Molecule: messenger RNA, 1433 nt
Organism: Micromonas commoda
Lineage: Eukaryota; Viridiplantae; Chlorophyta; Mamiellophyceae; Mamiellales; Mamiellaceae
Exons: 3
Coding region: 141-1208 (355 amino acids)
Biological process (GO): protein dephosphorylation
Molecular function (GO): protein serine/threonine phosphatase activity; cation binding
Source: RefSeq, a predicted model, not a curated record
AGGGCGUGAUAAGCGACGCGAGUUUUAAGUCGACGCCGACCCAGCGUUCGACGCGCGGAAACCGAGCAGUUACUCCGCGCCUCUUUUUUGCGGCGGGAGCAGGGCGCUGACGAGGCAAGAGCGCCACCGCCCCACCAUCGAUGGGCGCUUACCUGAGCCAGCCGAUAACGGACAAGGAGAGCACCGACGGCGAGGAUGCCAAGUUUAAAUACGGGACGACCGCGAUGCAGGGCUGGCGCACCAACAUGGAGGAUGCUCACUCGACCGUCUUAGGACUAGACGAGGACACCGCCUUCUUCGGCGUAUACGACGGCCACGGCGGCAAGGAGGUGGCCGUGUACAUAUCCCGGCAUCUUCACGAGGUGUUUAAGGAGUGCGAGUCGUACAAGCGCGGCGACAUCCCCCAAGGUCUGAUCGACGCCUUCCUCGCCAUGGACACCAACAUGCUGCACGUCAGCGGCAAAGACGAGCUCAACGAGCUCGCCGGCAAGUCCGACGGAGGUCGGGGCGGCGCCGACCUCUCCUCCAAGAUGCGUCAGGCCAUCUUGGCGCGCGCCCGAGCCAACGGCGACGACGUCGACUUCGAGGACGACCUCGACGACGAAGGGCCGUGGGAGGGUCCCCAGGCGGGAUCCACCUGCGUCGUCGCGGUUGUGCGGGGCGACAAGCUCGUCGUGGCAAACGCCGGGGACUCUCGCGCGGUUCUGUCGCGCAGGGGCGAGGCGUUGGCGCUGUCCCGGGACCACAAGCCCAUGGAUGACGACGAGCGCGCGAGGAUCGUGAACGCCGGAGGGUUCGUCCAGGAGGGACGGGUCAACGGGUCGCUCGCGCUGUCCAGGGCCAUCGGCGAUCUCGAGUACAAGCAGUCCAAGAAUCUCCCCGCCAAGGACCAGAUUGUCACGGCGUAUCCGGAGAUUCGCGAGUGCGUCAUCGAGCCCGGGGACGAGUUCAUGGUCAUCGCGUGCGACGGCAUCUGGGACGUGCUCACGUCCCAGCAGUGCGUGGAUUACGUCCGCGCGAGGCUAGACGCCGACGUCCAGCUGUCCAAGAUUUGCGAGGAGCUCGCCGACGAGUGCAUGGCGCCGGACACCAAGGGCAGCGGCAUCGGGUGCGACAACAUGAGCGUGGUCAUCGUGCUGCUCAAGGAUACCGCAUUCGUGCCCGGGGCGGACGGUAAGCCGACGCUGCGUCCGCGGAGCGCCUUUUAGCGCGUAAAAUACGCUGAUGGGGAGGCCGCGAGGACCGAAGGGACCGCGGGACCGCACGUGUUGUACCAUUUCACAAGUAACCGACCGAGUUGUACCGAGGGAAGGUAGUUUUUUCGAGACUGAGAGAGAGGGUGGGAGUAAAUGGCGGCGCCGACGAACGCGCGAAGCGAAGCGAUUGUGUUCGUGAAAUCACGUCUGUUUAUAAAACACACACAAAACAAGCCG